GAGAUCUCUGGUGAAACGCGUUGCUCCUUAUUUGGCUGGUCGGAUAAGAGAAAAUCAUCGAUUGCUUAAUUUUUCUUCUGCUUCUGCUCUCAAAGAAGCAUCUUCUUCUUCUUCUUCCCAAUCUGAGUCGUCUUCUAUUGAUGUCGUCCAUCUCAGCGACAAUUGUAUCCGGAGGAUGAAAGAGUUACAAUCUAGUGAGCCGGAAAAGAAACUGCUUCGCUUGGGCGUAGAGACGGGAGGCUGUUCUGGUUUCCAGUAUGUGUUUGAGCUUGAUAAUAGAACCAAUCCUGAUGACAGGGUUUUCGAGAAGAAUGGUGUCAAAUUGGUUGUAGAUAAUGUUUCAUACGACUUCGUUAAAGGUGCUACGGUUGAUUAUGUCGAGGAACUGAUCCGUGCUGCUUUUGUGGUAGCUGAAAACCCGGCCGCAGUGGGUGGAUGCAGUUGUAAAAGCUCCUUCAUGGUGAAACAGUGAUCAUUGACUCAAUCUUCUUUAUAUGGAUUAGAAACCAAAUUUGAUCUUUUGUUUAUUACAUGUAUAAUGUCAGAAGUUUUGCUAUGUAUCAAAAGGCAUAACUAGGGAAAGAUACAAAACUCUGUAGGCUUCUAAAGCUCAACAAGUGAUUUGUUCAUCCUAUUUUUAAACAAUAAUGGAAAGAUUUAUAC
Arabidopsis arenosa is the source of this 663-nucleotide messenger RNA. NCBI's taxonomy places the organism in Eukaryota, Viridiplantae, Streptophyta, Magnoliopsida, Brassicales, Brassicaceae. The record is from the annotation of a GenBank genome assembly.